Messenger RNA from Bufo bufo (common toad), 1190 nucleotides. RefSeq names its product galactoside alpha-(1,2)-fucosyltransferase 2-like. Gene Ontology annotation, cellular component: membrane. The record is from RefSeq and is a predicted model, not a curated record. The coding region runs from base 117 to 1190 and encodes 357 amino acids. NCBI's taxonomy places the organism in Eukaryota, Metazoa, Chordata, Amphibia, Anura, Bufonidae. The transcript has 2 exons. Gene Ontology annotation, molecular function: galactoside 2-alpha-L-fucosyltransferase activity. Gene Ontology annotation, biological process: carbohydrate metabolic process.
GGAUGGUCUAGGAACAAGGCAGCUACAAUGCUCUCACGUAGAUCUUGAAAGGUAUUAGAUUCGUUAUCGAUGAAUCAGUCCGACCAUCCAGGAUCAAGGGAAGAUCCCAGACAAAGAUGGAGAUACCUAACAAGAAAAAUAAACUUUUUCUCGUGGGCUGUAUGUUUAUGUCAGUCUUUGUGUUCUUUGUAUUGUACCGACUACAGCUCCAUAUCCAAUUUCUGACAUUUUCUGCUAAUCUACCAAUAUCUUUAAUAUGCCCAGAAAAAGACAACAAACCUUCUAAAACAAAGGAGGGUUUAUCAGACAUUGGUAGCAAUGAGAUAAUGGCUAAAUGCAAAGAUUUAGGAAUUUGGACUAUAAGACCAGAUGGUAGGUUGGGAAAUCACAUGGGUGAAUAUGCUGCAUUAUAUGCCUUGGCCAAAGCAAAUGGGCGUCAGGCUUUUAUACUUACAGAUAUGCAUAACUACUUGGGACAAAUAUUUAAAAUCACGCUUCCAGUUUUACAUGACAACGUGGCCAGGUAUGUCCCAUUUAAGGAAUACUGGCUACAUGACUGGAUGUCACAGGAAUAUAAUCACAUUGACGAGAGCUUUAUUAAACUGACAGGCUAUCCUUGUUCGUGGACAUUUUUUCAUCAUCUUCGAAAGGACAUCCUUCGGGAGUUUACAAUCCAUGACUACCUUAAGACUGAGGCCAACCAAGUGUUGGAAAGCAUAAAAGGUUCUCGAAAAAAUAUCACCUACAUUGGGGUCCAUGUCCGCAGAGGCGAUUAUGUGAACGUUAUGCCAAGUGUUUGGAAGGGUGUGGUCGCAGACAAGGGUUACCUGGAGAAAGCCAUGAAUUACUUCCGAAAUAAAUAUAAAGAACCGGUUUUUGUAGUGACCAGUAAUGGAAUGAAAUGGUGUAAACAAAACAUUGACAAUUCCAAGGGAGAUGUCUACUUCUCAGGGGAUGGCAAUGAGUCUACUCCAGGCAAAGAUUUUACACUUCUGGUUGGUUGUAACCAUACCAUCAUGACUAUUGGGACAUUUGGAUUUUGGGCAAGUUACUUGGUUGGAGGAGAAACUAUUUACCUCACUAAUUUUACGCUUCCUGAAUCGGAAUUCUUGAAACUUUUCCAUUAUGAUGCUGCAUUUCUACCUGAAUGGAUAGGGAUUCCAGCAGAUCUGUCUCCACUGUGGCACUGA